CUUUCCAUUUUCUUUCACUGUUUUCUACAAAAAUUGAUUAUCUCGUCUGUAUGUUCUAAAAUCUUCUUUAUUUCUUUUCCAUUUUUUGUUGGAAUAUCUUUUUAAGUUUUUGUCUUAAUCUCAGUUUCAUUUUCUGACAAUGUCGCAGUUCUUUUUAAGUGAUUUUUCUUGUUCUUGUUUUAAGGGAAAUAAUUAAAAUGGAUAGGCAGAUUAUACUCUGCGAUGGCUUCGAGGUGGUUCCUCCGCCCGAGCCGCCCGUGAUGAACGAGCUAAUUCUCUCCGAAAGCGACCAAUCUGUGUCAGAUUACGAGAUCACCACCGACGAAGAAGACACUGUUUUUUCCGGUGAUAGUUCACCGGAAAUAGGAGCUGAUGAAGAGUAUUGGCAUGGAGAUAAACCUUUCUCUUUCUACUUUGUUAAGCAACCGGUUUUCGAUGAUCCCGAGAUCAAAGCCAAGAUCGAUGAAGCUAAUGAGGAGAUUUUUCAUUGUAAUAAUCUCCGAAUCGAUGUCGUCAAUGCUAAGAAAUCCGAAAAGGUUGAGAUUUCGUCUUUGUUUGCUCAAAUGAAGAGUUUGGUUCCUAAAUCGGAACAAUAUAGAGUGAUCUUUGAAGAGAAGAAGAGGGAGUUUGAUACUCUACUUGAAGCUCUACGGAAUCUCCGGUGCUCUACUAGUGAUCAACUUUGUUUUUCAAAGGAGGAACUAGAUCAUCUUAUUUAUAUAGCUCAUUAUCAGAUUGCAUAUGGUAGCAUUGGUUUGGAGGAAGACGAUUGGGAGCUUAAAGAGACCGAGAAGGUUGAUGGGAUCAUUCUAAGUGAGGAUUCUCUUGCAGAGAAAGAAGCUUCUAUAAACCGUGUCAAGUCUAUGGUUGUGGAGUUAAAUGAAGUAAAGAAUGAGGUCGAUGCGAUUACAUGGAAGAUAAACCACUUGAAUGACAAAAUGGGGAAGAGUCAGAAUAAUAUUAGGGGUUUGGAUGUAGAAAUGGCACACAUUCUUGAGAAGAGGGACAGAUCCUAUGAAAGGAUUAAGAUGCUGAGGAUACAACGAGACAAAGGGAAUGCUGCAUUUUUCCAUAGCCUUCUUGUUAUGAGUAAAGCUAAAGAAUUGGCUGCUUCUGGAAAUGUAACAGAGCUUGAAGUGUUUGCCAACUCUGAGGUUGAUAGAUUCAUGACUCAUUGGAAUGAUGACAAGGCUUUUAGGGAAGAUUAUGUAAAAAGAAUCUCGUUUUCACUCGGUGAAAGAGAACUGACCGAAGAUGGCCGGAUUAAAGAUCCUGAGGUUCAGAUCUUUUGGGAAAGGCAAGUGAUGGUUAAGACUAUGAAGGGAAGCGAGAAUGUUCAGAAGACGAAUAGAGAAGAUUCCAGCUCCAACUUGUCUCAAGAUGGAAUGGUAAUUACACAUAAAAGAAAAAAAGAAACGAAGAAAAAGGCGAUGGAUUUCGACAUGUCGAGUGCUGAGGAGAGUGAUGUUAUAGAUAUGGAAUACCCGGUGUAUGAGAAACCAAAGAAGGAAGAAGAAGUGGUCGAUGAAGAAACUUUGAAGGAGAGGGAAAGAGAAGAGAACUUAGAGAAAGCCCGAUUAGCAAUGGAAAGGAAGAGGAAGCUGCAAGAGAAAGCUGCUGCUAAAGCAGCUAUAAGAGCUCAAAAGGAAGCUGAAAAGAAACUCAAGGAGUGUGAGAAAAAGGCGAAGAAGAAAGCUGCUUCAAAAUCAGACCAAUCACGAGAACUAAUCAAUGAGGAAAAGGUUAGGACAUGGAAAGAGAGAUCGUUGUUUAAAUGGAGAGAAGUUUCAGGUACAAACACCGCGGAAGAGAAACACCAAAAGGAGAGAUCGUUGUUUCCAAAGCAGAGAAGUUUCAGAUACAAACACCGCGGAAGAGGAACCGAAGCUCUCCCUAAGGCCAUCCUAAACCGUAGAAAGGCUCGAAAAUAUUGGGUUUGGGGACUUUCGUCUGCUGCACUUGCUGUCGCGCUCUUCCUUGUUGUUUUACUUCUACGGUAAACUUGAAAAAGGAAAGAGGCAUUAAAAAGGUUUUGACUUUGCCUAAUUGGAAGGAUAGAGCGUGGUCGUGUCUUAAUCAACCUAUAUAGCUCUAUAUAUGUGCAUAUCUUAUGUAAUUUGGAUGCUUCAUCUUUGAAAAUUAAAAAAGAAAAAGAAUAUUUAACUAAUAUUAAAAGUUUUAGGGCAAACAUAGAACAAGCUGAUACAAUGUACAAUGUCCAGGCUUUCUUCAAGUAGCCAAAGAUUUUUCAUUAA
Messenger RNA from Arabidopsis lyrata subsp. lyrata, 2255 nucleotides. RefSeq names its product proton pump-interactor 2. The transcript has 7 exons. Bases 198 to 2000 code for a protein of 600 amino acids. The record is from RefSeq and is a predicted model, not a curated record. NCBI's taxonomy places the organism in Eukaryota, Viridiplantae, Streptophyta, Magnoliopsida, Brassicales, Brassicaceae.